Molecule: messenger RNA, 1056 nt
Organism: Anneissia japonica
Lineage: Eukaryota; Metazoa; Echinodermata; Crinoidea; Comatulida; Comatulidae
Exons: 3
Coding region: 1-1056 (351 amino acids)
Source: RefSeq, a predicted model, not a curated record
AUGGAUUUGUUUGGCAAUAACUUUGAAGAACAAGGAAGCAGUCUGAAUUUUGAAAAUGAAGAAGUAAGAAACAUGAGCAUGGAAUCUGAACGAAUUGCACGAGAAAUAAAUUCAGCGUUUGUGGCACACGACCAUGGUGACGUUGGUGAUCAGAAUGAUGAUGCUGCUGAUGAUGAUGGUGUUCAAGAAGAUGAUAAACUAAAUUAUAAGGAUUAUGCAAAGUAUGGAGUGGUAAUGAUGAGGAUGCUGUUGUUAGCGAUGAUGGCGAAGACUGUGAUGGGUGUUUAUGUUAGUGACUAUGGUACUGAUGACUUGCUAGUUUCCUACGAUGUCGUCUCACUGUUUACGAAUGUCCCUCUUGAUGACACUAUUCACAUCAUUGCUGAAAAGGCUUUUGAAAAUAACUGGUUCAAUGAGCAAUAUGGUCUGUCUAUUGAUAAACAAGGUCUUAUAGACCUUCUUACAAUUGCCACAAAAAACCAACUUUUCCAAUAUGAUGGUAACUUGUAUGAACAAGUGGAUGGUGUAGCCAUGGGUUCUCCGCUUGGACCAUUAAUGGCCAACGUAUUUAUGUGUAACAUUGAGGACACCCUUCAAUAUGCUAACAAAAUGCCAGCAUUUUAUCGACGUUAUGUUGACGACACCAUUGUGUUCAUGCCAACCCACGAUUCUGCACAUCAUUUUUUAAACAUCCUGAACGAAUCACACCAUUCGAUCAACUUUACUAUGGAAAUCGCCUCCAACAACUCAAUCAAUUUUUUAGGAAUGGUUAUUUAUAAAAAUUCAUCAUCUUUGGAAACUAGAGUCUACAAGAAACCUACAAACAAAGGACUACUCUUGCAUUAUGAAAGUCAUGUCGAUAAUAAGUAUAAAAGAAACCUUGUUCUUACUAUGUUGGAUAGAGCAUUUAAAUUAUCUUCAACAAACGAAAUUUUUGAGAAAGAGGCUAAGGAAAUUGAAUUAAUGUUUCUAAGGUUAAAAUAUCCACAAAACUUAAUUAAUAACAUUAUCCGAGAUUUUAUGCAAUCUAAACGUCUGUCUCUUAUACACAUCUAG